AUGCUCAUUUGCUACGUUGGGUUCAAGAUUAUUGGUGCCAAAGCGCGUUUUGAAGCCCACAGCUCAGCUCUUCCACCAGCAAGCGUCCAACCCGAGGCAAGCAAGUUGAAGCCGGUUUUGGAUGUUGAAGCUGAAGCUGUGAGAGGUUUGCCGCCAACUCCCAUGGAACCAGCAGUUGAAGAGUUGCCAGCCGCAGCAAUUCCGGCACAGGCUCAGGCGGGGUUUGUCCCACAGCCUGGCAUCAUGGCACCUCCUCCAGCAUCAGCAGCCCCAUCUGGCCUUGCCACACCUAUGCAAGAUGAUCAACAGGCGCCUUUGACACCUGUACUGGAAGAUGAACCUGCGUCAAAGAAGGUGCGCAUUUGUGUGGUGGCCGGUGUUGAAUAUGAGCAUGAGGACGACCACAACUACACGUCCUUUACUAGUGAUGAGUUGGACAGCCUUGAAGAGUUUGACUUUGGCUUGACAAAUGAUGACGGUGAUGAGCCUGCUUCUGAAGAUGUGUUGGUGCAACAGCUGAUUUUUCCAUAUACAGAGCAAGAGCCACAGCUGAGCACAGAUCAGUUGAAGCACCUGGAUGCCAUUGCGAUGGAAGUGGAAACGGCCCGUUUGAAGCAGAUGGGUGUCCUUCUCCCUCCUGAGAGCGUUGAAGGAAUGAACCCAAAGAGACUUUCCACCAGGUAUGUCAUCACCUGGCGUGACAAGGUGUUGAAUGGCAAGAGGUGUUGGCUCAGGAGAGCCCGAUGCGUGGCAAGAGAGUAUGCUUGGUUGUCACCUGAACGUCAGGACCUGUUCAGCCCAGCAUCGAGCAACAUUACCAAUCGUUUGCUGCCUUCAGUGUUUUUGCAUUGGAAAAUGAAACAUCCUGAGAAGCAGUUUGUGAUGGGCGCCAUUGACAUUGGCGAUGCUUUUCUGACAGUUGAACAAAAACAACCCACGAUUGUUUCUUCAGGGUCAGAGACCUUUGCUCUGGGACGUGUGCUCCCUGGGCAACGAGAUGGCAGUCAACUUUGGUUUGAGAGCGUGAGUGGAUUCCUCAAUGAGAAGCUUGGCUUUGAACACUGCAGUGCAUACCCUAGCUUGCUUCACAGUCCAUGUGGUGAAUGUUUGAUUUUACUACACGUGGACGACAUGCUUGUGGUGACAGAACAGCAUUACUUCGAGGGCAAACUUCUUCCAGCCCUCAAUGGAAGAUACAAGACCUCAGUGCACUGCAUGAAACAGCCUGGGGAUACGUUUGAGUUUUUGAAACGUAUCCAUGUCCUUGUUGAUGAUGCGACGAUCCACAUCCAACAGAAUCCACGUCACUUUGACAAGUUGUUUGAAGUUGUUGGGGUUCAGAGCACAAUGAACCCAAAGAAAGUGCCUUGCCAUGAAAUGAUGAUGGAGGUAGAUGACACUCCAUUGCUCCAGGCAGAGAAGGCAUCUCGAUACAGGUCAGCUGUGGGCAUUUUGCUCUACCUUUCGACAGACCUUGUCGAGUGCUCAUACACCAUCAGGGGAUUGGCACGGUCUAUGAGUGCACCAACCGAAAGAAGCUGGACAAUGAUGAAACAUUUGUGUUUGUACCUACUUUCAGUACGUGACUUUUCCUUGCGUCUGCAGAUGAAAUUGAAUGGCCUGUGGCACUCACCACCCGAUGACAACGGAGUGGUGGUUGAACUGUUUUCAGAUUCAGACUGGGCAGCUCACAAAGGACACAGACGAUCAGUCAGUGCUGGAAUAGUUUGUUUCCAAGGUUGUCUUUUGCUUUCCACGAGCCGUACCCAGCGUGUGAUUGCCCUGAGCUCUGCAGAGGCAGAGAUUCAUGCUGCAGUGUCUACAACAUGCGAUGGUUUGCUUUUGCGUGUUUGCUUGGAGUUUUGCAUUGGAUGCAAAGUCAGGUUGAAGCUAAUUUUGGACAACAGUGAAUUGGUUGGUACAGAUGUGGUGAACAGGGAACGUGCAGCAGAUGAUGUCAGAGGUGUGCUACGCAUGCUGCGUGAAAGCAUUGGUGAAAGAAGCAGUCGCAAAACCAUGGUUGCAACGAAGCGUUCUCUGCAGACCUUGUUGCUGCUGAGUCUAGUGCAUUCCACAGACGCCUUUAGCCUGACGAGCCCAAUUUCCUUUUCAGUGCUUGAGCAAUUGCAACUUCAUGGACUUUCAUGUUGGAUGGUUUCAAUUGUGAUCCUCUUUCUCAUGUUUGCCUCACUGCUGAUUGCCAUGCCACCACGUCACAGCAUGUUGCAAGAACCAGAGCCAGAAGACACGUCUGGCAGUGCUGCAGUCUCUUCAAGCAGCCCUGCACCCAAGUACAACAAAGCGGCAGUGUACUGUUUCCUUUGCAUUUGCUUGAAACGCAGCUUGAAGCUGAUCGAUGAGGCAGAAGCUGAAGAUGACAGUGCAAAGACCAGUGCACUGCAUGCAAUCUACGAAGUUUUCAUGGAUUUGUUUUGUGCAUUUGAGCGUGAUGGAAUUUCUCCUACAAGCUUGCAGUCAAUGAAAGACAUGCGUGGUGCUUUGAAUGUGCAUGACCCAGACUUCAAGGCUAGUGAUUUCAUGACGAUAGAGCUUGACAAUGGUUUCACCAUGUCGACUCUUGAACCAGAGAUUGAGAGCUUGCUUCCUCCAGAUCCACCUGACGAUUUCUUUGCUGAAGAAAUGGCUCCUCCAUUUGAGCCUCGAAGCCCCGAGCAUAUGGCAAUGUGGAUGAUCCAACGAUUGACUGAGAAACUGCGUUUUGAGAUGGAGUCUGGAAAUCCUGCAGGUUGUUCCCAGCGUGAUGGCUCAGAGACCUAUGACAGAUUGACUUCCGAAGCUUUGGUUGCGUCUAGCGUGAAGCAACUUCGUGCUACAGGGUUGCCUACUGGAAAUUGCAAAUCACUUCUCAGUGUUCUUUUGGUGAGCGCCUUGAGCCCGAUGGCAAAUGCUAUGGAGCUUUCUCCAAAGACUUCUCCCUUGGUGGUUCUUCUCCUCACCAUGCUGGUGAUUGCCUUCGGCUUGAUCUUCUGGCUUGGCUUGCGAGUUCAUAGGUUGCAGGGUUCUUUGAACAUGAAGCCAACACUUCUUGAAGUGAUGAAAGUGUUGCACGACAACUUGAAGUUGAAAGACAUUCAGGGCGAAGAGUCAGAGGAAAGUGAUGAUGAUGAGAUGGAAGAAUCUCCAAAUGCUCGACUUCAGCGCUAUCAGAAUGCUGAAGAUAUGAGUCAAGUUUCCGAUAAUGAUGAAUGGUGCAAAAUCCACCAUGGCCCACGCUAUGAUGAUGAUGGAAUAGAACACGAGCUUGGUGAAAUGCAUACUGCGCUUCAAGCAAGACUUCACCGUCUUGAGAGUGAUUGGAAUGAGGCAGAAGUCCGGAAUGAUUUGGAAGCCAUGCGCCAACUUGAACUUCAGAUAAUGGAAGUCAGUGCCCUGCUUCCUAGGAACCCUUAGCUUGUGCAGCCCUUGACGCAUUGUGUGGCAACUUGGUUUUUAGAAGUGAAUACAGGUUCACCCGUUUAGCUUGUUCACCUGAGGCGGGGUGAGAGAAUUUGACGCUGUUGCCCCAUGCGCAAGGAUGACACUGCACAGUUGAGAAGUGUAACAAGUUUGGUAUCACAUGUACAUUGAGCUUGCAUUUGUAGGCGCUUCGGA
This is a messenger RNA of Cladocopium goreaui, 3612 nucleotides long. NCBI's taxonomy places the organism in Eukaryota, Dinophyceae, Suessiales, Symbiodiniaceae. The record is from the annotation of a GenBank genome assembly.